CUUGACGCACAAUUUUAUACCAAUUCUACAAGGGUCAAGAAAAUCGAAUCCUAUAAUCUAACCUCAGAUGGGUUUGCACUCAAAUUCACUAUGUACGGGUGUCAAACAGAUUGUGGUUGGUCAUUUGACCUAAAUGUAGAGAAGUCUACAAGGAAAGUUACGCCAGUUGCUAGUAAACAGCUUCCUUAUACCUGUACGGAAAACCCAACCACGUGGCCAGUUGAUCUGAACACCAAAGUUUUGAAUUUUGGAGAUACUCCUGAUACAGAUUAUCCUUUCUCUUUUAACCUUGCUAUGCAUUAUUGUAAAAAUAAUUACAACAUAGACAACAACACCUUUAUAACUAGCAAAGAUGAUAGAAAUAAUUUGAAUUGUCUCUAUGCUUAUUCCGAUAAAAUAUAUGAUCCUAAAGCUAUCUUUGAUUUUGAAACUGAUGGGGCUCGAUGGUCAUUUAUGGGACAAAAACCUGCUGCUUUAUCUUUAGCUGCAACA
Messenger RNA from Funneliformis mosseae, 492 nucleotides. NCBI's taxonomy places the organism in Eukaryota, Fungi, Glomeromycota, Glomeromycetes, Glomerales, Glomeraceae. The record is from the annotation of a GenBank genome assembly.